AUGGCGUACUGCAGCGCCGACAAAGUCAACUCAUGUACCACAGUUACAUACGUUGGGACCGCCUGUUAUCUGAAAAGGACCUUUAGCAAUAUCGUUCGACCUUCAUCCGGCAACACCGCCACAAUCUACGUUACUGCACCGGGUUACCCGGCACCUGUCUCGAACGGACUGUACAGAAGUACCGGAUGUGGUACGCCAUUGAACUCUCAGAUCAAUGCUGGUGGAGCCAGUGUGCAAUUCAGUGGUAAUGGAUCCGACGGUUAUGUCCACACUUACAACAUACACGUGCCGUCCACCUACGACCCCAGCAAAGCAGCCCCACUCAUCUUGGUCUUCCACGGAAGAGGCGAUAGUGGAACUGCCGUAGAGAGCGGAACUGGCUUCUCACUCGAGAGAAUCAAUCCUUAUGGUAUCGCGGUCUAUCCCACAGCAAUCAAGGACUCUACGGGUCAGCCCACAUGGCAAGGUGAUCCAAGUUGGGUGGGCAAUACGACUAUCAACGAUCUCAACUUCGUCAGCACUUUGGUGGCCAAUAUCUCAUCCCAGUUCUGUAUCGAUACAAGCCGUGUCUUCGCAGCUGGUUUCAGCAACGGUGGUGGCCUGACAAACGUGCUGGCUUGCGAUCCAACCAUGUCCACAGUUUUCAAUGCGUUUGCACCUCACUCCGGAGCAUACUACACACAGACCAAUGACUCUUCAUCAGUCUGUUUGCCCAACGCUAUCCUGACGAACGACCUGAUACACUCUGUCUGUAGCCCCGCCAGACGUGCCCCUAUGAUCGAAUUCCACGGCGACGGUGACGGCACUAUUCCAUACUUUGGAGGUGGCCGCAGAGGAUACUGUUUGCCGGCCAUUCCCCAUUGGACUCAGGACUGGGCUACGCGUAACAACUUGACGACCGACAACGUCACCACCAUCACAAACGGAGGCAACGUGACCAAGGCGGAGUUCGGUUCCACGAGUGGACUUCUCGGUCUUGUUACUCAGUUCCGCCUCGCAAAUUGGCCUCAUCAAUAC
Molecule: messenger RNA, 1017 nt
Organism: Aureobasidium namibiae CBS 147.97
Lineage: Eukaryota; Fungi; Ascomycota; Dothideomycetes; Dothideales; Saccotheciaceae
Product: alpha/beta-hydrolase
Exons: 1
Cellular component (GO): extracellular region
Molecular function (GO): feruloyl esterase activity
Source: RefSeq, a predicted model, not a curated record